Messenger RNA from Oryzias latipes (Japanese medaka), 2148 nucleotides. The record is from RefSeq and is a predicted model, not a curated record. NCBI's taxonomy places the organism in Eukaryota, Metazoa, Chordata, Actinopteri, Beloniformes, Adrianichthyidae.
GCUGCUGCGUUUGCCGUCGCUGCGUCACCUGCCUGGUUUCUCCACCUCUCUGUCCUCCUCCCCUUCUGCUUCUUCCGUCGCUUCUGGGUGUAUCUCCUCCUUCUCAUCCUCUACCUGCAGCUCCUCAGCGAUGGAGACCUUCGGUGCGUUUCUGUAAACUCGGAGAAACCUGCAGCAACAGAGAAGAGGAGGCGAAGAGAGCGCGCGGAGGAGUUUGUGCAGGCUGGACUGCGGUGGCUGGAACUCCCUGAGCGCGGACACGCGCUUACAGACCAUCACAAGACGCGCUGCGGCCCAAAAGAAGCCCCUCUUACGGAAAUUCAAUUUGACACCCGUCUCCCCCCUGAAGAGGAGGAGAUACCCAUCAGCAGGCUCGUGCGUUUUCUCCGCUUUUGGGAAUCCUCUGCGCUCAGGAGCUGCUUCACCUCCCCUCUCCCUGUGCGUCAUCCUCGCGGCUCCAACCCAAGCCAUGUCCGUGACCAUUCCGGACGAUGCGGCGUUCGCCAAAUUCAAGGCGGAGUGUUUGUGCGACGACGGCUGGAGUUUGACCUACAACCGGGGGGGCAUCACGGUGCGGACCCAGGUUCUGGAGGAGGGCAAGUCAAUCCACAGAGUCAAGUGUCGUAUGGUGUGUGAGGACGUCCCAGCAGAGACGAUGUACGAUGUGCUCCAUGACACCGAAUACCGAUGGAGAUGGGACACAAAUGUCAUUGACACCUUCGACAUUGGGAAGCUCACUGUCAAUGCAGACGUUGGUUACUACUCAUGGAAGUGUCCGAGGCCUCUUCGGUACCGAGAUGUGGUCACCCUCCGCUCCUGGCUGCCAAUGGGGAAUGAUUACAUCAUUAUGAACUACUCUGUUAAGCACUCGAAAUACCCACCAAGAAAGGACAUGGUGCGAGCCAUUUCCAUUCAGACUGGUUACAUGAUCCAGAGCCAGGGACCUAAUCGAUGCACCCUCGUUUACCUGGCCCAGGUGGACCCGCGAGGUUCAUUACCUAAGUGGGUUGUCAACAAGUCUUCCCAGCUCCUUGCUCCUCGUGUGUUGAAGAAAAUCCACAAGGCAAGUUUGAAGUACUCAGAUUGGAAGAAGAAACAUAACCCGUGCUUCAAGCCCUGGCUCUUCCCAGAGCAGAAUACAUUACCCAGCAUCCCCCUCUCAGAGCUGAGCAUCCAGCGUGCAGAGAGCCUGGAGAAAAUAGACGAGAGCGACGUGAUCGAGCAGCUGGAGAAAGAGGACAGCGACUAAUGCAUGCACACACAUGCGCACCCACACACAUAUGCAUAUGCACACACACUUAUGCACAUGCUCAAACACACUGCACAUACACACACACACAAAAUUGCACUCACAUAUUUACACACACGGAUAUGCACAUGCACGAACAGAUCUAUGUACACACUCAGACACACACCCAUGCACACACCUAUGUACACAAACACACACAUUCAGACACAAAAUGCAGGGAAUCAGAAAUGCCUGACAAACAUUCACGACUUCAAAAUCUCAUUCUAUUAAAGUUUAUUGUGGAUCUGCAUACAUGACUCCAUACAUGUUGUACAUACAACACAUGUAUGCACGUUUGUCUGCACAGAGACAAACUCUUCUUGUUUUUCCAGCCGGGUUCCACAGACAUGCUGCACUGCACAUCCGCCGUGCCCCCUCCCCACAAAUGACAACACUUUCCAUCAAUUCACUUCCAUCUGUCAAUUUCCUGUUUUAACUUGAGACCUGGUAAAGAAAAACAAACCAAUUCCAGUAAAAUCUGUGUUUUCUAAACUGAGCGUGGGCAUUUUAGCAUUAAAAUGAAUUUUCAGGUAUUACACUUGACUCAAAAGAAAAGAUCUCCCUUUUUUCCUUUUAACUUGUCUCUCUGACCUCCUGUUCACAUGUUCAGCUCUUGCUGGCUGAACAUGUGAAGACACAGGAAACAGGUUCAUCAGAGCUCUGCGGCGUCCUUGUCCCUCUGCUUGUGUUUUGUCUCCAUCACAUUUUGUAAAGAUGUUUGCAGAAGGCAGCUUGAAACACCAAUCUUCAUUCCUUUCUUACACACAGACGUAUGUACUGUCUACUCCUCAAUUUGAGAUUUAUGAAUGUAUGUAGGCUUUAAAAAUUAAAUACAGAUUCCUACGGAGGUUUUCACAUUU